Messenger RNA from Pseudonaja textilis, 1825 nucleotides. RefSeq names its product hepatocyte nuclear factor 4 alpha (gene HNF4A). Gene Ontology annotation, cellular component: nucleus. The record is from RefSeq and is a predicted model, not a curated record. Gene Ontology annotation, molecular function: nuclear steroid receptor activity; RNA polymerase II cis-regulatory region sequence-specific DNA binding; zinc ion binding. NCBI's taxonomy places the organism in Eukaryota, Metazoa, Chordata, Lepidosauria, Squamata, Elapidae. Gene Ontology annotation, biological process: regulation of DNA-templated transcription.
CAGAUAGGGGACGCCGGCAAAAUCAGUUGGAGAGGUUGAGGGGGCCAAUAACCUCUGGCUGUGGAAUCACUGCAAUCUGGCCCGUGUUUGCAGAUGAUAAUGCGCCUUUCCAAAGCCCUGAUAGACAUGGAGAUGGCAGAUUACAGUGCAGCUUUAGAUCCUGCAUAUACGACACUGGAGUUUGAGAACAUGCAAGUCUUGGCAAUGGGCAGUGACACUUCCCCAUCUGAAGUCACAAAUCUCAAUGCUUCUAACAACAUUGGAGCCAGUGUGUUAUGUGCCAUUUGUGGAGAUCGUGCUACAGGGAAGCAUUACGGUGCAUCCAGUUGUGAUGGCUGCAAAGGGUUCUUCAGAAGAAGUGUCAGGAAGAAUCAUAUGUAUUCUUGCAGGUUUAAUAGACAGUGUGUUGUAGACAAGGAUAAAAGGAACCAGUGUCGAUAUUGUAGACUAAAAAAAUGUUUUCGAGCAGGAAUGAAGAAAGAAGCUGUACAAAAUGAGCGUGAUCGAAUCAGUACUCGGCGAUCUAGCUAUGAAGACAGUAGCUUACCUUCCAUUAAUGUUUUAUUGCAAGCAGAAGUCCUUUCACAACAGAUAUCAUCACCAAUGUCAGGGAUUAGUGGAGAUAUCAGAGGGAAAAAGAUUGCAAAUAUUGCAGAUGUAUGUGAGUCCAUGAAGCAGCAACUAUUAGUGCUUGUAGAAUGGGCCAAAUAUAUCCCAGCCUUCUGUGAGCUUCCCCUGGAUGAUCAGGUGGCUUUGCUACGGGCCCAUGCAGGGGAACAUCUCUUACUGGGGGCAGCGAAACGCUCUAUGGUGUUCAAAGACAUCCUUCUGCUAGGAAAUGACCACAUAAUCCCCCGAAACUGCCCAGAAUUGCUGGAAAUCAGCCGCGUAGCUGUGCGAAUUCUAGAUGAGCUGGUGUUAACGUUUCAAGAGCUGCAGAUUGAUGAUAAUGAAUACGCUUGCCUGAAAGCCAUUAUCUUCUUUGAUCCAGAUGCUAAAGGUCUAAGUGAUCCUAUCAAGAUCAAACGAAUGCGAUAUCAAGUUCAGGUCAGCCUGGAGGACUACAUCAAUGACCGGCAAUAUGACUCACGAGGACGCUUUGGGGAGCUGUUACUUCUCCUGCCCACCCUCCAAAGCAUCACAUGGCAGAUGAUUGAGCAAAUCCAAUUUGUUAAACUGUUUGGCAUGGCCAAAAUUGACAACCUGUUACAAGAGAUGCUGCUUGGAGGGUCAUCAAGUGACACACCUCAUGCUCACCAUCAUCCUCUGCAUCCCCACCUUAUCCAGGAGAAUUUGGGAACAAAUGUCAUUGUGGCCAACACAAUGCCUCCUCAGAUCCAUAAUGGACAACUGUCCACUCCUGAAACUCCCCAACCUUCUCCCCCAGCUGGCUCUGGAGCUGAACAAUACAAACUGCUUCCGGGGGCCAUCGCAACUGUAGCCAAGCAGCCCAGUUCGAUCCCUCAGCCCACCAUCACAAAGCAGGAGGUCAUCUAGCAUCCAACCGAAUGAGGAACCGAGGACUCAUAGACCGCUGUGUGGAGAAACAAACCUCCCCCGUUCUCAUCUCAAUCACUCUAGUGGUCGAACAAUUGAUGGAGCUUUUCCAGGGCAAAAAUGUGCUAUUUUUUUUUAUUCGGAAAUUACACAGGGGGGAAAAAAUAAAAAGUGAUCUUCACAUAUGCAGCUGUGACUGAAUGCUGCAGAACUUACAGAUUGGCCUCAGUGGACGCUUUACCCUUUGCAAAGAGAACCAGAUGUCAAACUGUAGAUCUGUUGGUGGCUGUUCCAAAAAUUGCACUGACUUGCCUGUUUUGCCACUGCC